Syngnathoides biaculeatus (alligator pipefish) is the source of this 1319-nucleotide messenger RNA. Its product is annotated as cytochrome c oxidase assembly protein COX18, mitochondrial. Gene Ontology annotation, biological process: mitochondrial respiratory chain complex IV assembly; protein insertion into mitochondrial inner membrane from matrix. The coding region runs from base 143 to 1099 and encodes 318 amino acids. The transcript has 7 exons. Lineage: Eukaryota; Metazoa; Chordata; Actinopteri; Syngnathiformes; Syngnathidae. Gene Ontology annotation, cellular component: mitochondrial inner membrane. Gene Ontology annotation, molecular function: membrane insertase activity. The record is from RefSeq and is a predicted model, not a curated record.
GACGUCACAAACAAUCGCCCCAAUUGGUCGGGUGACGUGUUGACGAAGCGACGCUGCUCGUCCGCUCGUCUGGUCAAGCGCGAUCCAUCAAAAGGUGCAAACGCAACGAAAGCGACCGUCAACGGGAGCAGCGGGCACCACGAUGCUGUCCCCGGGGGGGCUGCACCUCCUCCGGCUUUCCAUCAGAGCGUCCCGGGGCUCGGCCUUCCUCGGGAAGUAUCCUCUUCCUCCCGCUGGCUGCUCAGCUCCACGCCGUCUGUCCUCCUGGGGCGCGGAUCCCGGAUGGUACCACCAGGCAGCGCACUCGGCCCCCGUGCACCUGGCUGCGGACUUCCUGGUUCAGGUCCAGCAGACCAGCGGUCUUCCCUGGUGGAUUGCCAUCGCCGUCAGCACCCUGAGCGUCAGGACCCUGGUCACGCUGCCCCUCGCCGCCUACCAGAUGCGGGUCCUCGCCAAGGUGGAGGCGCUGCAGACGGAGAUCGCGGCGCUAGCCAAGAGGUUGAGGUACGAAGUGUCCGUCAGGGCAGAGGAGCGAGGAUGGACGGACAAGCAGAGUCGGUUUCAGUUCCAGAAGAAUCUGCGGCGUUUGGUGUCUCAGUUGUACGUGAGGGAUAACUGUCACCCUUUCAAGGCGUCUCUGCUGGUUUGGGUUCAGCUGCCGCUUUGGAUCAGCCUGUCCCUUGCCCUGAGGAACCUCAGCAACCAAGACUCCUCGCUGCAGACCUGUUUGUCCACCGGGGGCGCUCUGUGGUUCCCCGACCUGACGUCGCCCGACUCCACGUGGCUCCUUCCGCUCGCUCUCGGCGUGACCAACCUGCUCAUCGUGGAGGUGUUUUCCCUGCAGAGGUCCGACCCGUCGCCCGUCCAAAAGUUGCUGACGAACGCCGUGCGAGGUUUGUCGCUCCUGAUGAUUCCGAUCGCCGCCAGCGUCCCGUCGUCGAUGGCGCUCUACUGGUUGUGCUCCAGCCUGGUGGGCUUGGGUCACAAUCUUCUGCUCCGUGCUCCCGGCCUCCACAAGAUCCUCAAACUUCCCACGCGGCGUUCCGAGACACCCUACAAAGACUUGAUGGACGCCAUCAGCAGGAAGUAUUUCAGGUAAACAGGAAGUUGUCAGCGACGGAACGGGAAGCGGUAGCGAAAUCCGGGAGCGGGUCCGGGUUCGUUCUGGCUUUGUCCCAAAAGUAGCAAGAGUGCAAGCAAACAGGAAGUGGAACUGACUAACAACGCGUGUGACUUUGUAUUGGACUCGCUGAGCCGAUCAAGAACUUGUCUGUAUUUGCUGCCUUGAUUAAACAUUAAACAAGAAUUUCCUUUAUUUA